This is a messenger RNA of Paecilomyces variotii, 1000 nucleotides long. RefSeq lists its product as hypothetical. The transcript is spliced from 2 exons. The record is from RefSeq and is a predicted model, not a curated record. NCBI's taxonomy places the organism in Eukaryota, Fungi, Ascomycota, Eurotiomycetes, Eurotiales, Thermoascaceae. The coding region runs from base 100 to 783 and encodes 227 amino acids.
GAAUGCUUCCUUAAAGAGGAAUUGAUAUUUAGACUCGUUUACUGUACCUGAGCGAUUCCAUACGGCUCUGAACGACAGUGUGUCCUUAUCAUCGACAGUAUGCUUCAAGACCGACUCAACGAUGCAGCGAUUUCCCUCCAUCGAACUUUGAGCCGAGCUAAUAUCACGUUUGGCAUAUUUGGGGGCUACGCUAUCGGUGUGUUAGGUGGAUUCCGCGAGAGCAAGGAUAUUGAUUGUAUUGCUUCCAUAUCCAAAGAACAGAUAAUUGCUGUUCUAGACGGACAAGAUGGAUUUAUUGCAGUCCCUCAAAGCCGACAGGACUACGUAGCAUUCUUAUGGUCUGAUAAGCCUGAUCGCAGCAACGCGGUCCUUGUGGAGAUUUUUUGUGAGCAGUUCAUGGGUUCUCAAUAUACCAUGAGGGAUGUACAAGCCUCUCUUUAUACGGUGAAUGGGCAAAAACUGGGGCCUGGUCAGGCCCGUGUCCUUGAUCCAUUCUAUCUGUUCAAAGGAAAACUCCGCGCCGCAGCAACUCGGUCAAAAUUCCAUGAUUCAGCCGAUCUGCGAUGGUUGGCUGAUCGAUACGCCAGCAUCAUCCAGGCCCGAAAGGAGGAGCUGAAUCUUGAGUACAUUGGACUUGCAGUGAAGAGAUACUUGGAGCUUGAGCUCCUGUUUGAACGGCUGGGAAUCGAUCUUGUUAAAGCGAGGGACGCUGCCCGUGAUCUAGAUCCAUCGAGACUUCCAGCUCCUGCCCCUGGAGAUGUCCAACGAGGAUUAUUGGGGUAGGGUUUGUAAUAACGUUAGCUGUGGGCCGAUCGAUUAGUCGCUCGCCUCUUAGUCACUCUCGAUCUCCGACUUGGAGCUACCUCAACAAGGAUAUUCUAGAAGUUCUGGCUAUUGAUAGGAUACUCCUACAGAGCCAGGAAGUACAAGUAGAUUUCAUACAACUUAAUCUUAUCUUACGGUUUGACUGUUACCAUCUCUGAAACUACGUGAUAUCAAU